AUGGUAUACUGCGGGAAGCCAAGCAAGGGCUGCGGUCAAUGCAGGUCCCGCAAAGUUCGAUGCGAUCAAGCCCGACCGGCCUGUUCGCAAUGCGUCCGGGCUAAACGAGAAUGCCCAGGCUACCGUGACCCCCUGUCGCUCAUGUUCCGGGACGAGAGCAAGUCAGUGGAACGAAAGGCCGGCAAUACCUCUCGUACUUCUACUACUGCGGCAACUUCGUCUCAAAGUUCAUCUUCUAGAUCAAAUUCGAGAUCAAACCAGUUGCAGCUCUCUCGCACAGCAUCCCCAGAAGGGAAUUCUGUGCGACCUGAGCCCGCAUCCGAGAAUCCCCACUUUGAUUUCAACUCAGACCCACAACACCAGCAUCUUAUGCGUCAACUAUGGAAACGGCCACUGGAGAUGCAGCCACCAACAGACCUAGAGGCCCACAAGCAUGAGGCACUAUGCUAUUUCCUGAACUCUAAUGGGUCGCCCGGCACGUUUUGGUUGACAAGCCUCGUGUCCGACUUUUUGCACCAGACCGGGGGUCCUGCAAGUGCGAGAGCCAUGCGAGCGAGUGUGACCGCGACCGCCGUGGCUAUGCUCUCCCGCGUCAAAGACAUGGCCCCGCUGAAAGCAAUGGCGCGCAAAGAGUAUGGGUCCGCAUUAAGGUUGAUUAACGAGGCCCUUUCCGAUGUCAAAGAAGCAAAGACCAACCAGGUUCUGGGCUCCGUAGUACUUAUGGCCAUUUAUGAGCAUAUCCGCGGUGCCACAGCUCUACUCGACCUUCGUGGCCCCGAACAACUGGAAACCGAAGCCGGCCUUCGUCUCUUUUUACAUCUACGACAUCAAACUGUAAGCAGUGGUCAAAAAUUCGCCCCCUAUAUUCAAGUUCAUGCUAACUUCUCCCAGAUCAUCGCCUGUAUCCAAGGAGCUACGCGAUUACCCGAUUCCCUCCUCGAGUGCAGCAAGGUUCCAAUGUUCCUGGAACCCAGAGCAGCUUAUGGCAACCGACUCAUCAUCACUAUUGGGAAGCUGGCGAAUCUCCGGGCUGAUAUCCGCUACCGAGUAUUUAAGAAUAAUCCCGAGAUCCUUUCGGCUGCCUCGGCCAUCGAGGCCGAGCUGAUCGCCUGGAUGACCGCUCUGACGCCCGAAUUUAAUUAUACCGUUCGCACUCGAUCUCCCUUCGACUUCGCCUUCCAGCACCAGUGUCGUGGAAUGAGCCCAUACGACGACCAGUAUUCCGUCUAUCCGGAUCUUUUCGUCUGCAACACAUGGAACCAGUACCGCAGUGCGCGCAUCAUCGUCAGCGAUAUCAUUCUCUCGCAUAGCCCACAAUUCUCGGACAAUUCCUCCACAAGCGUAUUAUCCGACGAGCUUAGUCUUCACCGUGAGAGCCUACGGUCCACCAUCCGACGGCUCGCGGUAGAUAUCUGCCGCAGUGUGCCAUUCCAUCUCGAUGCGCACCAGGAAGAUGUACCGACCUAUCACCCGAAACCGCAGAGCUACCUCGGCGGUCUCAUGCUGCUAUGGCCCCUGUUUCUGGCCGGCGUGGCGGAGGGCCCGAAUCAUUACCUGCGCCGGUGGGUUAUGCAAUGUCUGCACAUGAUUGGCCACACGAUGGGUAUCGACCAGGCUUUGGCCCUGGUGGAGGUCGUGGAUGCUAAUCCAGGCAUGUUGAAGGACACCAUCGAUGAAAGCGCAGUCGUUGAUGUGUCUAACUCGCCCGAGGAAGAGUUUGAUCCCUACUCUAUGCUUCCCGGGAACACCCCUACACCUAUGUCCCCCUCUCCUGGUGUGUAG
This is a messenger RNA of Penicillium alfredii, 1782 nucleotides long. Its product is annotated as Zn(II)2Cys6 transcription factor. Bases 1 to 1782 code for a protein of 593 amino acids. Gene Ontology annotation, molecular function: DNA-binding transcription factor activity, RNA polymerase II-specific; zinc ion binding. Gene Ontology annotation, biological process: regulation of DNA-templated transcription. The transcript is spliced from 2 exons. The record is from RefSeq and is a predicted model, not a curated record. Lineage: Eukaryota; Fungi; Ascomycota; Eurotiomycetes; Eurotiales; Aspergillaceae.